Molecule: messenger RNA, 305 nt
Organism: Entrophospora sp. SA101
Lineage: Eukaryota; Fungi; Glomeromycota; Glomeromycetes; Entrophosporales; Entrophosporaceae
Source: the annotation of a GenBank genome assembly
AUAAAUCAACAAUUAUAGCAACUAUUUUAGACCCACAAGCAAAAUUAUCAAAUUUUCAACCAGGUUCAGAAUCAUCAUCAGCAAUUUCUAAUCUUCGUAUAAAAUUUCAAGAGUAUUUAGAUGAAUAUUCUAUAAUUCAAGAAUUAAAUCCACCACAAACUAAUUCACAAUAUAAUUAUCAUAAAUAUUUUCGACAACUAAAAAAUCACAAUGACCUAGAGCCCAAAUUUUUGAUACAUGUUUUUGAAAUAUCAUAUUCUACUUCAGAUGGCGUAAAUGUUUUAUUGGUAAAAGAUCAGCAGUAG